AAUGUCCAGUCAAUACAUUUGGAGUACAGUGUCAUGAGUGCCAUUGUAAAACAGCCUGUGAUAGAGAGACCGGGUCCUGCACACGAUGUAUGGAAGGGUGGCACGGACCAAACUGUCAAAUGAAAAAUGUGGGCUUAAAACAGAAAACAAAAGCAAGAAUAUAUGGGAGAAACUAUGGAGAAGAAACAGUUAAUGGAAGAAGAGAUGACUGCACGCUGUUGACUAAUUCUGAGGAAGUGAUGAGACUGAGAAUAAUCCUGGAGAAGAACUACAACAUUAAUGGCAUCACUGUGUUUACUAACAGUUCAGUAAAGAGCCGCAGUAAAAUGGAUGGGUUUGAUAUAGUUCUAUCAGAAACUGAGCAUGUUGGUGCAGGCACAGUGUGUUAUACACAGUCGGAGGAAAUCGCUGAAACUGGCCGGAUUGACACCUCUUGUCGGGGAAGGGCUACAACUGUUUUUAUCCGCAAGAAAUAUCCCCCUUACUUUCUCUUCAUCUGUGAGGUUGAAAUUUACG
Saccostrea cuccullata (small rock oyster) is the source of this 516-nucleotide messenger RNA. RefSeq lists its product as uncharacterized. The record is from RefSeq and is a predicted model, not a curated record. Lineage: Eukaryota; Metazoa; Mollusca; Bivalvia; Ostreida; Ostreidae. The transcript is spliced from 3 exons. The annotation marks the transcript as partial.